Molecule: messenger RNA, 10220 nt
Organism: Ostrea edulis (European flat oyster)
Lineage: Eukaryota; Metazoa; Mollusca; Bivalvia; Ostreida; Ostreidae
Product: receptor-type tyrosine-protein phosphatase alpha-like
Exons: 24
Coding region: 712-4749 (1345 amino acids)
Biological process (GO): protein dephosphorylation
Molecular function (GO): protein tyrosine phosphatase activity
Source: RefSeq, a predicted model, not a curated record
GUAAAUUGUUUAUGUUCCUUCGCUGAGUGUUGAUAUUUUGAAGUGAGGGUAGUGGGUUUUCGGAUGAGAAAAAAUUUUGGCUCGAUAAACAAUCAUCAAUGCUACAAUUCUGAGUGGCAUGCAUACACGUACACUUAAGACACUUCAACUACAGCUGCAAAAUAUAUAAGUGAAAAUUGGUAGUGACCACUCCUUCGCCAAACGCUCAGCAGUUAGAAGUGAGAGUGGCCGGUCUUUCGGAUAUGUCCAGCCUCAUGUGAUGUCAGACGUUAGUGCGUUAAAGAACCGUCACUGGUACAGUCCCGUAACAAGUAUGGUAGUUUACGUAUAGCUGGUGACGUCUCAAAACAAAGAAAGCAAAGAAAUUUCACGAGCAUUCUACAUCAUCUGCUGUUGGAAAAGUCGAUGAAAUGAAGGAGGAAGAAUAUGACCUUUAUAUGUCAACAUGGUCAUGAUGAUAUCAGCUAAUGAAUCCACAACAUCACAGACUAGCUUUUGACUUUUACUCCACUCAGCGUUUUACUUCAAGCCGGCUCAGAUAGGAUGGAAGUGGUGAUGACUAAGCGGAAACCAUGUGUGAAUUAUGUGAGUAGAUUUAAAUAGAAUCAGUGUUUACUUAGUCGUUUUAACAUAGAUGUAUUUUUAUCAUUCACUCGAGUUAUAAGGAUUAAAACCUAUUGUGUACAAAGAAAUAUUUACUACCGUAAAGGAAUGAGAAAGUGUAUAAGUGUGCAAAUGGAGAUAUUUCAAUCAAUUCUGAUACUGCAGCUAUUCCUCGUAACAGUUAUAAAAGGUCAAUGUUUUGGAAAUGGCACCUGUGUCUGUCAUUGUGUAGACUGCAGUGAAAAAUGUGAGACUUGUUUGCCUGGUUGGGGUGGAUCCAAAGACUACAAUUGUCAAAGGCGAAACGUGUUAUACCGGGCAGCAGCAGGAGAUGAUAAAGACGAUCAAAAUAAAUUACUAGAUGAAGAUCUUUCAACUUCUUUAAAGAAAGAGGGCUCUAAGCCAUAUUUGAGAGUCCAACUAAAUCAGUCAAUAACAAUUGACAAACUGGACAUUACCCUUCUUCUCGAACGUGAUGUAAAUUAUACAAUUUACAUCAAAGACAUGGAGUAUGCUAGGACUAAUGAUGUGACAUGCAACAAGUUGGAAAAGGGCAACAACAUCGGGAAGAAAACUAUGUCAAUAACUUGUUAUAAGCCGCUUUCUGGAAAAUAUCUUGAAAUCGUUUCUUCAAAGAACGCACGUGUAGAAGUGUUUGACAUUCAAUAUUUUGAAUGCACCAACGGAACUUUCGGUGAAAAUUGUAGCAGUACAUGUGCGUCAGAUUGUGGUGUUGACUGUAAUGUCACUGCAGUGGAUUGUGUUUGUCAAAAGGGUUUCUUCGGUAAAUUUUGCAACCAGACAUGCCCGGAAUCGUGCGAUGAAAAUGGAUGCAAUUUUCACACAGGCGAAUGCUUAAGUUGCAAAAAUGGAUAUUUUGGACCUCUGUGUGAGAAAAACUGCUCAUUUGGUUGUCAGGAAUCUUGUGGCAAGGUAUCUGGAAACUGUACAUGCAAACCAGACUUCUACAAAGCUGACUGCUCUGAAAAAUGUUCAUUAAAUUGUAAUAGUAAGGAAUGCGAAAAAAGUGAGGGAAAAUGUUUGGCUUGCAAAGAUGGAUAUUACGGUGAUUUCUGUAAAAAUAUAUGCAUUGGAAACUGUGAACAAGAAUGUGAAAGAUCUACAGGUAUAUGCCGUACAUGCAGAAAAGGUUUUUACGGUCCUUCCUGUAAUAUAUCCUGUAUGGAGAAUUGCAUGGGAGACACCUGUUCUAGAAAGGGUGACUGUCAUCAGUGUAGACCAGGAUACAAAGGGAGACAAUGCAAUGAACAAUGUCCAAAUCAUUGUACACAAUGCAAGCAAUAUGAUUAUGAAUGCUCUCAAUGUGAAAAUGGGUGGUUCGGCCAAGGAUGUGCUAGAAAGUGCCCAAGUACAUGUGGAGGAAAUGGUUCGUGUGAAAUUAAAUCGGGUAGAUGUUAUGUGUGUGUCAUAGGAUAUAAUGGCAGUAAGUGUGAUCAGAAAUGCAGUCCAUAUUGCGAUUUAAAUGCGGCAUGUGACAUUGACACUGGGGUCUGUGAACGUUGUAUUGCUGGUAGACAUGGCAGUCACUGUGAAAGACAAUGUAGCCAGAACUGUUUAAACUUUACAUGCCUAAGUAAUCAAACAUGCAGUCACGGAUGUAGCGAUGGUUGGUUUGGCGAUAAGUGUAACCAAGAAUGUUCUGCAGCUAUCGACGAUUGCACAAAAUGCUCCUUAGUCGACAGUAACACUCAAGUAUGUCAUAAAUGUGCAGAUUCAUGGUUUCUUAAUAAAUCGCAAUGCUUCAAGUGUCCAGAAAACUGCUCCUCUUGUGAAUCUGAAACACAUUGCACGAUGUGUAGUAAUGAUGUUAGCUACGGUAAAACAUGUAACAUUCCGUGCAGUGGUGAUUGUAUAAACAAGACGUGUGACAUGACUGGGAAUUGUCUACAUGGCUGUAACAACAAUAAAUACGGUAUUGAAUGUGAUAAGGACUGUGUAGAAGGAUGCAGUUUAUGCAAUGAUGCAUUUAGCUGUUCUAAAUGUGAAGAUGGGUGGUAUGUUUCAUCCUGUCAACAAUGCCCUAAACAAUGCGGGGCAUGUUUUGAUAAUUUGACAAUUUUGAAUGCAAACUGUACCGUUGACUGUAGAAGAAAUCGUACACUGUGCAGAAUAGUGGAUGGGCUUGGAGACACUACAGCGGCAAUUCAAAUUUUUAUUGGUCUAAAUUUGGGACUGUUAGCAGCUGUAAUAGUGUCGACGGUACUAUACCGGUAUAUAUACCGGCAUAUCCAUCUGAAAAGGAAGCGCAAAGGACAAGGAUUGAACAUAAACAGGGCAGAUGCAGAGGAUGAGGAAAACUAUGGUUUAUCUGUAUAUAACGUUCGUGGAUCCCAGGCCUUGUUAACAGAACUUGAUCCAGAGGAAGAACUUGUUGAUACACCAGUCUCUAACAUUCGCAACCACAAUUAUCUUAAUGUGAAAAUUUCGCGUAUUUUUGUGAACAGUCUAUGGGAAUUUAAACUUCAAAAUCAAGCCAACGAGUACAUGGCAGACGAAUUUUGGGAUUUGCCAGGUGGUCUUUUGUUGGAAUGUGGGGAGGCCAAGAAAUCUAAAAACAGAAAACGAAACAGAUAUAAAGACGUUUAUCCUUAUGACACGACACGAGUUGUGCUUUCAGUAGAGGCAGACUACAGCAGCUUGGACUACAUCAACGCCUGUUACGUCAAUGGACAUGAAAAACCAAGAGAAUAUAUAGCAGCCCAAGCUCCCUUCACCGACGACACAAUAGUAGAUUUUUGGAGAAUGGUCUGGCAAUCAAAUGUCAACACAAUUGUCAUUCUUACAAACCUUGAAGAAAACAAUAUUAUGAAGUGUAAGCAGUAUUGGCCAACCAAUGAAAACAAGUACGGAGAUGUCCUUGUCAGCACAAUAGAAAGGGAGUCAUCAGUUUUCUUUAAAAUCCGUCGUUUCAAGAUAUUUAGGGAAACAGAAGAGAGAACUCUAGAACAGUUCCAUUUUACUGCCUGGCCGGAUAAAGGAGUCCCUAGCAAUGUCAAUUCCAUUUUAGAAUUCAGAGAGAAAGUGAUGAGCAAGACAGAUAUAACAGGUCCCAUUGUUGUACAUUGUAGUGCUGGUAUAGGUCGAACAGGCACAUUUAUAGCCCUGGAUUACCUGAUAAAACAGGGACAGCGGGACGGAAGUGUAGACGUCGUCAGUUGUGUGUCCAGGAUGAGACAUCAGAGAGCCCACGCAAUACAAACAGUGGAGCAGUAUAAGUACUUGUAUGACGUCAUUACAAAAGCUCUUACGGGUCACCAAAGUUCUCUGCUGAUAGAUGAAUUCCGUCCUUACCUCAAAAACGCAAAAUUUGUAAAUCCGUCAACGGGGAACAGAAAUGUCGUCGAGGAAUUCCAAUUGAUAGAAAAACUUACACCUGAGUUUGAUGAACGUAGGUACCAAGCUUCAAAAGCUUUUCACAAUAAACAGAAAAACAGACACAACAAUAUUUUAGCAGAUGAUAAUUACAGGGUACAUUUAUGCAGGGGAGAGACUGACUACAUUAACGCCAUUCAGUUGUCGGAUGCCCAAGGCCGAGCUGGUUACGUCGUCACGCAGACACCCUUACCAAACACCACAAGGGAUUUCCUCACUUUAGUAGCUGAACAGGAAGUCUUCUGUAUCGUCAAGCUAGAUGACGAAAUGGAUGAGACAGUUGGAAUUUACUGGCCGACUCGAGAUGCACCCAUUCUUUCUAAACCGUUUGAUUUAUUUCUCCUCGAUAAAACGGAGUUCGGCAAAAUUGAAGUAUCAAGUCUCCAGUUUCACGAGAAAAAGACUGGAAAUUUACGUCCUAUUCAGCUGUUUCAUGGCCGUUUCUGGAAGGAUAAUCAUCUUGUCCCCGAAGAUCAUCAACCUAUGAUUGACUUGAUAGAAACGGUAUUGAAUUGCCGAAAAGAAAGAAACGGACAUCCAGUCGUGGUCCAUUGCAUGACUGGAGCACAACGAAGCGGGCUGUUUUGCGUGUUGGCGAACAUUGUAGAACAGAUACAACUGUUUGGUACGGUCGACAUCAUGCAGACGGUAUUGAACGCGCGUCAUCGGCGUUCUCAGAUUGUGUCAUGCGUGGAACAUCUGGAAUACAUCUUCGACUUUGUGGAAACUUACUUGGACAUUCUGCAAAAUUGACUGCUGCGUGACAGUCCCUUCUGACCUUCACCAUGACAUUCAGUUAGCGAUUGAUAUUAUCUCAGUUAGACAUUACAGUGUUGCUUGGUUAUUCCAUUUGUUUAGUAGUGUAGUAUUAGUGCUUGUUAUCAUUUUGUUGUUGUUGUUUUUUUUUUUGUAUUAUUUAUUCGUGCAAUCACUCAUCCCCCGUCCUGAGGAAGGGGCGGGUUGUCUCGAAAGUUUAACACAUGUGGUACGACAACUACUAUCUUCUUCACCCACACAAUUAUAUAUUACCAGCGUACUGUUGAUCAUGACAACUCCUGCAAACAUUUCAAUGCAACAUAACUUUACUUUUGCAAAUGAUUGAUAUAUACAACUUUAUAGCUCACCUCCACGACUCCCACUUCAGUGCAAGUAUUCCCGUGGGGAUCCGGGUUAAAAUAGGUCCUCAGUACCCCUUUGCUUGUCGUAAGAGGCGACUAAAUUCGGAUAAGACCGCAAAAACCGAGGUCCCGUGUCACAGCAUGUGUGGCACGAUAAAGAUCCCUCCCUGCUCAAAGGCCGUAAGCACCGAGCAUAGGCCUAAAUUUUGCAGCCCUUCACCGGCAGUGGUGACGUCUCCAUUUGAGUGAAAAAUUCUCGAGAGGGACGUUACAAAAUAUAUAAUUAUUCAAUCAAUCAGUGCAAGUACGGUUUCUGCCAUAGAAUAUGUCCACAAGAUACUUGCUUUACCAGAUCCUACACACACAAAUGUUCAGUCACACAGAUGCUAAGGAGUGCUACAGUCUGUCUCCCACGGUGGAUUCACGCCUUCCAAUUACCCUUUGGUAAUUGGAAGGCGUUUCUGCUUCAGGUUAUCAAAUUGAAAGCUAUACCCCACACUGUUUCUGUCUUGGACUAUUACAUCAUGUUAAAAGCCCUUCUCUCACUCUGUGUCCAUGCUUUUCUUAGGCUUAGUGAAGUCAGGAUGUUACCCCAGAUAAGGUUAUUAAAUUUAAAAAUGUAGAAUUUCAUUACAAUGACUCAACUCCCUCCAGAUUACAAUUAGUAUUGUAGCAUUUUAAAAAAAAAACCCUCAAAAUGAAUAAACCCAUUGCAAUCUGUUUGGAAGGUUCAAAUAUACUCGCACACAGCCGUAUCAAAGUACUGCCCCUUUAUCUAUCUCAUUUGGAUCACACAUCCGGUCGAACUUUUCAAUACAGGAAUAACUCCAAUCACAUACAAUUAUGUCUCCAAACUUUCAGCUGUCGUGCAAUUUGUGGGUCUCAAUCCAGCAUUUUAUAAAGGUUACAGUUACCGUAUUGGUGCAGCAACAUAUGCAGCAUAAAAGGGUACUCGGAAAACUAUAUUCAGUAGUUGAGUCGUUGAUGCCUUGAAGCGCUAUAUUCGCUUCCCUACUCUCUCUGUGUAAGCCCCCUUUUCUUCCCGCAUUUAUUGAUACGUCGGUGUUUAACUGCUAUAUGAUAACUUGGGUGCCCUACUCAGUACUCGUAUAGAUUCCGUUCUCUUUGCAAAGACAAGCCAGUGUGUAACCGCGAUAUGUAUACAUGUAUGUAAGUCUUAAAUAGACGACAAUUUCGACAUUCCUGGGACUACCCCUCGAUUACAAAUAUAUAUGCAGGUCAGUGGUUUACUGCUGCUCCAAAGUCAGUACAAACAUAUUACUUAGGUAAGAUAUACAUUUUAGACAUUUGGCUAAUUCUUGUUGUACAGUGGAAGUUAGGUCAUUACACAAUCUAUGUAAAUAUGUUUUUGUCAUCUUGUUUUCAAUACAAUACAGCUCACCUUGGAUGGAUCUGGAUAUGAUUGCUUUUGUACACUUUAGAACAAUUUUUCCAAGUUUGUGUUUGAAUUGGUCAGUAGUAUUGUUAUUUCUAGACAGUAGUAUUGUUAUUUCUAGUCAGUAGUAUUGUUAUUUCUAGUCAGUAGUAUUGUUAUUUCUAGGCAGUAGUAUUGUUAUUUCUAGGCAGUAGUAUUGUUAUUCCUAGUCAGUAGUAUUGUUAUUUCUAGGCAGUAGUAUUGUUAUUCCUAGUAAGUAGUAUUGUUAUUCCUAGUCAGUAGUAUUGUUAUUUCUAGGCAGUAGUAUUGUUAUUCCUAGUAAGUAGUAUUGCUAUUUCUAGUCAGCUGAAAGCUCAAGUGAGCUUUUCUGAUCGCCUGUCGUCCGUCGUCUGUCCAUCCGUCUGUCUGUAAACUUUUUACAUUUUCGAAUUCUUCUCCAGAACCACUGGGCCAAUUUCAACGACACUUGGCCAAAUGCAUCCUUGGGUGAAGGGCUUUCAAGUUUGUCCAAAUGAAGGGCCAUGUCCCUCUGAAAGGGGAGAUAAUCACAAAAAUGCAAACAUAGGGUGGGGUCAUUUAAAAAUCUUCUCAAGAGUCACUGGGCCAGAAAAGCUGAGAUUUACAUGAAAGCUUCCUGACAUAGUGUAGAUUCAAUUUUGUUUAAAUCAUGGCCCCUGGGGGUUGGAUGGGGCCACAAUAGGGGAUCAAAGUUUUACAUACAAAUAUAUCGGGAAAAUCUUUAAAAAUCUUCUCAAGAACCACUGAGCCAGAAAAGCUGAUAUUUACAUUGAAAGCUUUCUGACAUAUUUCAGUUAUAAGUUUGUUAAAAUCAUGUCCCCCAGGGGUAGGAUGGGGCCACAAGGGGGGAUCAAUUUUUACAUACAAAUAUAUAGGGAUAAUCAUUAAAAAUCUUCUGAAAAAUCACUGUACCAGAAAAGUUUACAUUCACAUGAAAGCUUCCUGACCCAGUUCAGGUUCAAUUUUGAAAAAAUCAUAGCCCCCGGGGGUAAGUUGGGGUCACAACAGGGAUCAAAGUUUUACAUGCGAAUAUAUAGGAAUUUUUUUUAAAUAUGAGCCAAGGUGACUCAAGUGAGCGAUGUGGUCCAUGGGCCUCUUGUUUGUGAACCUUUAUUUUCGUCAUAUGUUUAUUUUAAUAAAUGACAUAUUUCAUUCUCGCACCGUGUGUGUGUGUGUGUGUGUGUUGUAAUUUUAAGGAAUAACAAGCUUUGGUGAGCUGUUUCUUGUAAGGUGAACAGUAUCAGACAUAAAUAUUGUUCAUGUAGUUGGUCAUUCUUGUGUUUUAUAGAUUUAUUCUCACUGACCUCCCAUCUAUUGGAUAUAUAUUAUUGGGAAGAGAGCUGUUGGUAUCUUUAGUGCUUAACACACAUAUAUCUCGCAAAUAGUGCUCUUUGCAUUGUCUGUGUUUCACAUACAAUAGUAGAGUAUGAUUUGUGUAUGUAUGUAUGAAAGGUGAAUACAACGAACAGUGAUCAAUCUCAUAACUCCUAUAAGUAAUGAAAAGUAGAGAGUUAGGCAAACACGGACCCCUGGAUAUACCAGAGGUGGGAUUAGGUGCCUAGGAGGAGUAAGCAUCCCCCGUCGACCACCCACAUCCUCCGCGAGCCGCACAUAGUGAUCAGGCAAACGGAGCCACCCGUUAUAACAUACACUAGCGAAUUUUACGUACGUCAGUAUUAAGUUAGAUAUUUCCGAGCAAUAUGGAUGUACGAGGGCUGCUCGAUAUGUAACGUGUAUUGUACCACAGCGCGAUAACGCUUUGCACGAUUUCGUGGAUGAUGAUACUCUUGAAUAGCUCUAUUCAAUACCUUUCCAACAGUAAAAACACGAGCCUUCGCAUAAUUUUAAACUUAUAGUUAUUUCAAUAGAGCCAGUCGUUGACCACUGUUGUAAAAAUGGUUGGGAAACGGGUUGAGAAUAUUGAAGAAAUUAGAGCUUAUAUAAAACUUCGCACUAAACUCGGUCAUUCGGUAAUGCAGAUUUGUACUGAAUUGGGGGGAGUUUAUAGGUCAGAUAAGGUAUCUUACGAGACAGUUCGUAGGUGGAGAAAGAAAUUUCUGAAUGGCACAGAGUCCGUCAAAGAUGCAGCAAUAUCUGGCCGACUCGUGACUGUAACAGGCAAGGCAAAAGUCCGGGAAAUAAUUGAAAGUGAUGGCAGAUACACGAUUCGUGAUAUUGCCAAAGCUGUUGUCAUAUCGCUAUCGCGGGUGCAUUUUAUUUUGAAAGUACGAAAAUUUCUGCCAAAUGGAUACCGCGAAUAUUGACAGAUGACUAAAACGUUUACGAGUACAAACCACUAAGCAAUUGCUCAAAAUGUUUCCCAAAUUCAAUCAAAGAAAAUUUGCAAACAUUGUUACUGGUGACGAAACAUGGGUUCACUAUUUCGAACCAGUAAGAAAAAUUGGAAACAAAAUAUGGCUAACUAAACACAGUAGAAGGCUUGUAGUUGCCAAAAGAACCAUAAGCACAAAGAAGGUUCUUUAUUGUAUAUUCUUUCCAUGUGAUGGUAUAGCCGUACAAAUUCCGGUGCCGAAGGGCAAAAGUGUUACAGGUCGGUAUUACCGAGAUGUUAUAUUUAAAAAGCUCAAGAAAUAUUAUCAUAAACGACGCCCUGUGUCAGGAUUUAGGCAUGUUCGUCUACAUCAUGAUAAUGCUCCAUCACAUACAUCUGAGCUUGUCAAGCAAUUUUAGAAGUCGUAGGUUACCGUCUUGCCACACCCACCAUACUCUCCAGAUUUAGCCCCAUGCAACUUUUUCCUUUUUCCAAAACUUAAAAAGUUGUAAUCUGGUCGUCGAUACAUGUCUCGACAUGACCUUGGCACAGCCAUCAGUCAGUGCCUCAGAGGUCUACCUAAAUCAGCGUACCGUGACGCAUUUCAGAAACGGAGAAAUUAUGUAUUUCAAACCUCGGAGAAUACUUUGAAGGGAUGUAAUGUUCAUUUCACUAUUUGAGUCGAAUGCUUUUGAGAUACCGUACAAUACACAUUACAUAUCGACUUUAGAGCCAAAGAAUGAGAUGGAUAUUUCCUUAUUAUGUAGCAAUGUUUUGUCAUUUUUUUGUUUUAAAAAAUGUUAUCUAAAGUAACAUUUGAAUUUCCUGACACGGCAUAAGGUCGCUGCUCUUUCUAAUACGCGAUAUAUACAAUUGUAAAGAAAAAUAUGCAAUGUUUCAUAUACAAUUUAAAAAAUUUACACGGGUAUGUAAAUUUUGUUGUGCGUUCACUUGUCUGAAAAUUGACUCGUGUAAUUUGCACUUGCUUUGAAUAGAUGCAAAUUUCCUAAUAGUAUUAAAAUACUCGCGUGAGAAUCUUGCAUACCCCCGUUCAUAUGAACCGUUAAAAAUAUAUUGGUAUUACUAAGAGAUGAAGCUUGCAUGGUUUAAGAACCCCCUAUACAUUGAUCAUUUUGAAUAUGCUUUGAAAUGAUGUAUGCACAUAAAGAAUUCAUUUAUAGCAUUUUCAUUGCAGGUUACCAGCCUUAUUUUGAUAAAUGUGAAAUUCCUACAAUCCACUUCUUUUAAUUCUGAUAUUGUGUGAUGUGUAGGAAAUUGCUUUUACUAUUAUUGUUCUGCAUUAAAGGAAAUCAUUGAAAUACAUGUAGCAUAUAAUAUCCUUUUUUGUACUACAAUGUAACUCAUGGAUAGAUCACCGGAAGCAUGAAAAGCAAAUAAAAUAUUUUUCUUUUUCCUUUUU